AGGAGAGUGGACGGACGUGGAAGAGUAAACUUGUAAGAGAGAGAGAGUGAGUGAGAGAGAGUGGUUAGAAAAAGAGAUGAAAUAUUCUCUUUAGUUUUCAUGGUUUUUGGUGUUUUCCUUUGAAACCAAACAAGCUAAACCAGAUCUCUGUAAGAAGAGUCCGAAUCUUAAGACUAUUCUUUUGUUUUUCCGGGAUUUAUGUUUCAAAUAUGUUUGGGGUUUUCUUGUUCCUUUUGGCAUAAUCCCAUGCUUGAGAUCUGAAUAAUACCAAGAUUUUUCUGUUUGUGUUCGGAGAACUCUCUCGCUUCUUUUCCUCUUCUUUGUACUAUACUGUUGUUUUCUAAGUAAAAUCUUCAUCUACAACCAAGUACUUUCUGAUUUGAUCAUAGGCAAAUGAUGUCUGGUGACAUGUUUUCAAUUCCAUCUUCCAUCAAAGGCUUUCCUCAUCAUGAACCUGAUCCUCCAAACCCUAACCCUAAACCCACCACAAAUUCAGCUCUCAAAAAGAAGAGAAACCAGCCAGGAACACCAGAUCCAGAUGCAGAGGUGAUUGCUCUGUCACCGAAAACUCUAAUGGCGACGAACCGAUUUAUCUGUGAAAUCUGCAACAAAGGAUUCCAAAGAGACCAGAACUUGCAGCUUCACAGACGAGGUCACAACCUUCCGUGGAAGCUGAAGCAAAGGACUAACAAGGAGGUGAAGAAGAAGGUGUACAUAUGCCCGGAGAAGACGUGCGUUCACCACGACCCUUCUCGGGCUCUCGGUGACCUCACCGGAAUCAAGAAGCAUUUUAGCAGAAAGCAUGGCGAGAAGAAGUGGAAGUGUGAGAAGUGCUCCAAGAAAUACGCAGUUCAAUCUGACUGGAAAGCUCAUUCCAAGACUUGUGGGACUAGAGAGUACAAAUGUGACUGUGGCACUCUAUUUUCCAGAAAGGAUAGUUUUAUUACCCACAGAGCUUUCUGUGAUGCCUUAGCUGAAGAGAGUGCUAGAUUUAGUUCAGUAGCAGCAACCAAUUUGAACUUCAAGAAUGAUGUUAUGAAUGAGACUAUGAUAAACCCUCAAUCUGAUUUGUCACAUGGAUUAACUUGCCAUUCUGGAAUUUCCCAAUUUGGCACAAAUUUUCGACCCGAUUUCGGAGUUAUGGCUUGUGGGAACACUCUAAGUGGUGAGCAACAGAAGCCCAUAUUAUCAUUGUGGCUUAAUCAAUCAAAUUCUCAGCUUAACCCCAUUGAAAUGGCACCUAAUUCGAAUCCCUACGUGUCGUCGGGCUCUACCUCAACCGGUUUUCCUGAUCAUAUGGUGCAAAUGGAAUCCAGCAAUGUGUUUGGCUCAUCCUCAAUGGCCAAUUUUGCCAACAUUUCUAAUCAGUUGUUCAACAAGAAUUUCCCUCUAUCAACAACAUCUCCAAAUCUCUCCUUAUCUCCAUUGCUUCAAGCACGAAAAGAUGAAGCUGGAUUGCUCAACAAAGGAAAUAUGGUAGAAACCCUAUCUCCUUUGUACUCUGGCAAUCAAAACAUUCACAACCAUCAAUCCGAUUCAACAUCAUCCAUGUCGGCCACAGCACUCUUGCAGAAGGCAGCUCAGAUUGGUUCAACUCGAAGCAGCCCAUCACCAUUUUUGGGCAACAUGAGUACUCUACAUGAAGUGAUGAACUCUUCUUCUUCCUCCAAUGCAUCAAGUUUCAAUGCUCGGAACAGAAGUGAAUUGAACCACAUUUUUCAUAGACAGCCGGAGAACGUCCCAACAACAAGGGCGGGAGGACUUGUACCUUUCAGCGACUCAAUAAUGGGUAGUUCAAAUUUGAGCUCAUUAACAAGCACUACAUCAAGCAAUCUUGAUCAUCAUCAUCAUCAAAUUAUGAUGCAAACUAGUUUAACACAAACCGAAUCCGUAGUCCCAGGAAAGUUGCAUCCAGGUGGUUCGAAUAUUGGGGCCAAACAUGGUCUAACUAGGGACUUCUUGGGCAUGGGAGGUGAAGAGCUAGCAAAGUUUGCUUCAAUGAAUUCGGCCAUGGGUUUGAGCCAUUUCACCAGCAACCAGACUCCUUUGUGAACACCAAUAUACAAAUGUGUUCGGAUUUGAAGUUUAUCUGUACUUCAAACCUUUGAAUAGGGUUCGAGAGGUGGAAUUUUACUUGUACGAAGUGUGACAUACACUCAUUGUCAAUGUUGUGAUGAUUCAGUCCAGUGCAGCAAGGAGUACAUUAUAGGCCACUGUUUACUCUCAUGCGGUGAUCACUGUUUUGUGUGAUGAAAUUAGGGGUAAAAUGGUAAAUGGGAGAGGUUGAUAAUGAGGGUUGGAGAGAGAGAGAAAGAGUGUGUGGGGUCCAGUGGAUGUUGGAGGUGGACUGAACAAGAAGUGACUGGGAAUCGUGCAUGUUGUUGUUUGUUUGUUUAUAUUUGUGUCUCUGCUCUGUGCUUGGUCUCUCUCACUCUUUCUUAUCUUUACAGUGAGUGUACGUACGUAGGUAAUAAGUCUAGUAUUUUUCUUUUUAACCAAAGCACAGAAAACUACGAGAUCGAUCCGUUGACCGUCCGUCAAAAUAAUCCGGCGAUCUUGUCAACGUUGGUGGGUUACUUUAUUUAUAAUUUGAUUACUAGUUACUGCUUA
Molecule: messenger RNA, 2610 nt
Organism: Cornus florida
Lineage: Eukaryota; Viridiplantae; Streptophyta; Magnoliopsida; Cornales; Cornaceae
Product: zinc finger protein BALDIBIS
Exons: 3
Coding region: 394-2052 (552 amino acids)
Cellular component (GO): nucleus
Molecular function (GO): DNA-binding transcription factor activity
Source: RefSeq, a predicted model, not a curated record